AUGGCUUUGGUGUUUGCCGCAGCAAGAUUCGACUAUAUCUUGAAGUCGGACAAAGGCACCGAGGAAGGAGUCGACGGUGAGGAAGAUUCGACGUAUGCUUUUUAUGCGACCAAGAGAAGAAGGGCUUCCAGUGCGAAGCAGGUAAAAUUCAACAUUUGA
Colletotrichum graminicola M1.001 is the source of this 159-nucleotide messenger RNA. RefSeq lists its product as uncharacterized. NCBI's taxonomy places the organism in Eukaryota, Fungi, Ascomycota, Sordariomycetes, Glomerellales, Glomerellaceae. The record is from RefSeq and is a predicted model, not a curated record. The transcript is spliced from 3 exons. The coding region runs from base 1 to 159 and encodes 52 amino acids.